AUGACAACAAACAAUCUGUUGGACAAGCCCAAUCGAAUUUUUAAUAUUGAUGAAACCGGUAUUACCACAGAUCAUGUGCCACCUAAGAUAGUUUGCAACAAAAACACCUCAGCACAGGCUGUUACAUCUCCAAGGUCAUCCACAAUUACAAUUAUUGCUGCAGGAAAUGCUUUGGGUAACCACAUUCCUCCAUAUUACGUGUUCCCGGGCAAGAGAUGGAUGCCUGCUUUUCUUGAGGGAGCUGUACCAGGAGCAUGCGGUGAGAUGAGUGAAAGUGGUUGGUCAAAUGGUGCAGUAUUUGAAAAUUAUCUGACCAACCACUUUGCACGCCAUGCAGGCAUCACUGAUGACAUAAAUCAGGAACCCACUCUGAUCCUUUUUGAUGGCCAUAAAUCGCACAUACGACUUACUUUGACAAAUUGGGCCCGCCAAAGGAAUGUGAUUUUAUUUCUCCUGCCACCCCAUAGCAGUCAUAUCACCCAGCCACUAGAUGUAGCCAUAUUUGGCCCGCUUAAAAAUAUGUAUUACAGAUAA
This is a messenger RNA of Saccostrea cuccullata (small rock oyster), 534 nucleotides long. RefSeq lists its product as uncharacterized. Gene Ontology annotation, cellular component: nucleus. Bases 1 to 534 code for a protein of 177 amino acids. The record is from RefSeq and is a predicted model, not a curated record. Lineage: Eukaryota; Metazoa; Mollusca; Bivalvia; Ostreida; Ostreidae. The transcript has a single exon. Gene Ontology annotation, molecular function: DNA binding.